UUGUCUUAUUUUGAUGGGGUGUAUUUUGAGUAAUUCUAGAACUUGAUAGAAAUCAUGAAAUGUUAUUUAGUCUUUAUUAAGAACCUUAUUUUGAGGUAGAUGACAGAGUUUUAUUAUGAAUAUUAAGUAUGAAUGUCCCUUUGAUUUUGGAUAUUUUUCUAUUUUUUAGUAUUUUUGUAUGUUGUUGAAGUUUAUGUUUAAUUUAUACAUGCUUUUUAAUUUUCCGCUAUAGCAUUUUCCGCUAUAUUCCGCUAUAGCAUUUUUUAGGGUCGGCGCUACGCACCGCUAUCCGAGAUUAACUACAUAGAUUGGAAUUACUUAUCUUCCACUUUUUUUAUUGCACCUAAGUCUUUGAGUCCAGCUACAACUUAGGCCUAAAUGAAUAAAUGUGAAGUGCUAGUGAAGAUGUGUAGCAUAUGAAGUGCUAGUUAAGAAAUUGGUUACGUAGUUAAUUAGGACAAAAGCAAAGCACAUACCGGAGUCACUCACUCUCAACCUCCGUCAUCACCGCCACAAACGACGGACCUCACCAAUUCAUUUUCACCGGCGCAACCUUCCGAAUGGCUAUGCAACCAUUCGAUCCUUAUUACCUUUACCAGCCAGAUGAACGAAGCAACAUAAACACGCUCUUCGUUUCCGGUUUACCAGACGACGUGAAAGCGCGUGAGAUUCACAACCUCUUCCGCCGUCGUCCUGGUUUCGAUUCUUGCCAACUCAAGUAUACCGGCCGCGCCAAUCAGGUUGUUGCAUUUGCUACGUUUUUCAAUCAUCAGGCAGCAAUGGCAGCGUUGCACGCCCUAAAUGGCGUGAAAUUUGAUCCUCAAUCUGGGUCUGUUUUACAUAUUGAACUUGCCAGGUCAAACUCUAGGAGGAAGCGAAAACCAGGUGGUGGAGCCUACGUGGUUAUAGAUAAAAGGUCAAAGGGGGAAGCCAAUGUUCAGGGAUCGUCAAGUGAUGAUGGUGAAAGUGAGCCUGAUGAACUAUCAGAAAAUGGCAGCGACCAUGGCGAUAUAGCAACCACACAAAGUGGUGAUGCUGUUGUUGGUUCUGACAAUCGUGUACCUGUGGCAAGGGAGAAACAUGGAAAAGGUGGUGGUGAUGGAGGACCAUGUUCCACUCUUUUUAUUGCAAAUCUUGGGCCCAAUUGCACUGAGGAUGAAUUAAAGCAAGCUUUUUCUGGGUAUGCUGGAUUCAACAUGGUCAAGAUGCGUUCUAGAGGAGGAAUGCCUGUAGCAUUUGCUGAUUUUGAGGAAAUUGAUCAAGCUGUUAAGGUCAUGGAGGAGCUUCAGGGAAGCUCACUCUCAUCAUCAGAUCGGGGUGGCAUGCAUAUAGAGUAUCUUCUAACCUACUGGAUUUUAUCAAUUUCUGUUCUGUUCGUAACCCUUAGCUCAAGUGACAAAUGUCAAAAUUCAUGGUGUUCCUGGUUCGAAUUCGAAAUCUACUAUUUGUGUAUAUGAAUUUCUUGUGGUAUCUAUCAUUGUGUUUAGGGGGCUUGGGUAGUGUGCUAGAGGACUUUGAUUCAAUCCUCAAUUCCAUUGUAAGAAAAAUAAAAAUAAAAAUAAAUUAUAACAUUAAUAUAUUCUCAAAGACAAUAAAAACUAUGUGAUAAACUUAUCCAAUAAAUUCCUCAUAAAAAAAAAACUCAUCCAA
This is a messenger RNA of Trifolium pratense (red clover), 1650 nucleotides long. RefSeq lists its product as uncharacterized. The transcript has 9 exons. NCBI's taxonomy places the organism in Eukaryota, Viridiplantae, Streptophyta, Magnoliopsida, Fabales, Fabaceae. Bases 561 to 1457 code for a protein of 298 amino acids. The record is from RefSeq and is a predicted model, not a curated record. Gene Ontology annotation, molecular function: mRNA binding.